AGCAAUGGGUUAUAUACCAGGAUUAUAUAAUGCACCGCCUCCAUAUUGACUGCCAGUACAGUGUGUAGCUCACUAGCGAGCAGUGUAGAGCGCAACUAGCAAAAAAGCUUUCUUUAUAAAAGGACAGUAGACUUCUGUAGCUAACUGAAUUCCACACACAUAAUUCUUCGAACAGCAGCAGCAGUGUUCUAACUCAAGCCAUGCCACCAGUAAAGCUUGAGGUAUCAGAUGCGACCAUUACACCAUCUAGUGAUGCCAAGCCAAAGCAGCUCAAUAAGUGUAACCAGCUAGAGCUGAAGGGUCUGGAGUCUAUCGCCCCUCUGGUGCGGUCCGUGGAGGAGACCCCAGAGCCCAUCGCCACAGAGGUGUGUGGGACCAUCCCAACCUGGAUCCGAGGCAGCCUCCUCCGCAACGGCCCAGGGAAGUUUGAGUUCGGAAACCAACACUACAACCACUGGUUUGAUGGGAUGGCCAUGCUGCACCAGUUUAAGAUUGAGGAUGGCAAGGUGACCUAUAGGAGUCGCUUCCUGCAGAGUGAUGCCUACAAGAAGAACAGCGAGAGGGACCGCAUCAUGGUGUCAGAGUUCGGCACGGUGGCCAUGCCUGACCCCUGCAAGAACUUCUUCCUGCGUUUCCUCUCUCGCUUCGAGAUGAUAGAGGCAACAGACAAUGCCAGUGUUAGCUUUGUAAAGUACAAGGGAGACUGCUUUGUCAGCACUGAGACCAACUACAUGUACAGGGUGGACCCAGAGAGCCUGGAGACACAGAAUAAGGUGGACUGGACAAAGUUUAUUGCUGUGAAUAUGGCCACUGCGCAUCCCCACACUGAACCAGACGGCACUACAUACAACAUGGGCAACUCUUAUGGCAGAAAAGGUGCCUUGUAUAACAUAAUCAAAGUGCCCCCUAUGAAGAACAAUCCUGAGGAAACCCUGGAGGGGGCAAAAGUGCUCUGCUCUAUUGUCCCUGCAGACAAGGCCAGGCCCUCGUACUACCACAGCUUCGCAAUGUCAGAGAACUAUGUGGUGUUCAUAGAGCAGCCUAUCAAGAUGGACCUACUGAAGAUUGUCACAGCCAAGCUGAGGGGAAAGGGGAUCAGUGAGGGGGUCUACUGGGACCCCAAACAAGAUACUGUCUUCCACCUGGUAGACAAACACAAGGGACAGACCAGCUCAGUAAAGUUCCACACAAAGGCUCUGUCAGUGUUCCACCAGAUCAAUGCUUUUGAGGAAGACGGCUUCCUGAUGCUGGACAUGUGUUGCUCUGAUAACGGAGAGGCCAUCAACAACUAUCUCAUCCAGAACCUACGCAAGUCAGGGGAGGCUCUCGAUCAGGUGUACAACACCAUGUACAGAGCAUUCCCUCGGCGCUUUGUUCUGCCCCUCAAUGUGACCAACAACACACCGACAGGUGUGAACCUCAACACACGUCCCGCCAGCUCUGCCACUUCUUUCAAAACAGCCAUAGAUAAGGUGGUGUGCCAGUUUGAGGAUCUCCAUGGAGAGGACCUUUAUGAGUAUGGAGGUCUGGAGUUCCCCCAGAUCAACUACAGCAAGUUCAACACGCGGCCCUAUCGCUACUUCUACGGCUGUGGCUUCAGACACCUGGUGGGAGACUCACUCCUCAAGAUUGACCUGGAGGGAAAGAAAGUCAAGGUGUGGUACCAGAAGGGUUUGUUCCCCUCAGAGCCUGUGUUCGUUCCCUCGCCGGAGGCCGUGGAGGAGGACGAUGGGGUCAUCCUGUCCGUGGUGGUCACGCCCACUGAGGAUAAGAGUACAUUCCUCCUGGUUCUGGAUGCCAAGACAUGGGAGGAGCUGGGGAGAGCAGAGGUGCCUGUCAAUAUUCCCUACGGUUUCCAUGGUACCUUCAACACCACUGCCUAGAUCAGCAUUACUGACAUAACAAUCACCCAUUCCUUCCUUCCUCCAUCCCUCCCUCCCUCCCUCAGAUUAUUUUGUGCCCAAUAGAAAUUAAUGGUAAAUAAUGUAUUGUGUCAUUAUGGAGUCACUUUUAUUGUAAAUAAGAAUAGAAUAUGUUUCUAAUCACUUCUACGUUAUAUGUUAAAAUGUGGAUGCUACCAUUAUUACAGAUAAUCCUGAAUGAAUUGUGAAUAAUGAUGAGUGUGAAAGUUAGAUGCAGAAAGAGCAUAGCCCCCCAAAAAUGAUAACCUCCUCUGUUAUUGUAACGGUGAGAGGUUAGCAUGUCUUUUGUGUGUCUGUAACUUUCUCACUUGUCAUUAUUUAUGAUUCAUUCAGGAUUUUCCAUAUUCAUGGUAGCAUCCACAAUAAUGUACAGUGGAAGUGUUUAGAAACAUUCUAUUCUUAUUUCCAAUAAAAGUGACUCCAAAAUGACAAUACAUUAUUUACCAUUCAAGUCAAGGGGUCUGAAUAUGCUGUAUACACAUAUUUUACAUAUACAUUUUACACACAUGGUACUUUUAUAUAGCGCAAUCACAUAAUAAUAAUAAUAAUAAUAAUAAUAGUAAUACAUUACCAAACACAAGCUCUUUAAUCACACAUGAAUUUUGAACCUUCCUAAUCGCAUAUUAUCCACAGAUUGUAAGCUAAAGAUGAAAACCUUUCCUAUGAUUAUUCUUAUAUUAUUGAUUGAUUGACAAUGGCUUUCCAAAUUGCCCAACACUGCUCUUUGUAAGGUUAAUGUUAAGUCAAUGUUGUGAUUGGAAACAAGCUACUGUACAUAGGGGCAAUACCAUAAUAAAUGAUCUCUUCGCAGAAAAAUCUACAGUGCUGAGAUUGUUGUAUGCCCUAUUUAUACAGCAUGAAAUUGGUGGCAAGAAUUUGGUAUAAUAAUUUUAAUUGAAAAAGUCAGUCUUGAAUCAAAUGUAGUUUUUUUGUAUCAGUUCAUAUACCAUGUUUCAUGGAAUCGGUACAUCGAAAAUCUCUUCCCAUUUAUUUUGCAACCUGUAUGGCGCAGCGGUCAACAUUUUUGCCCUCAAAUGAAACUGGUAUAUUUUUCUAUUUAUGCCAAUCAUUUUCAGCCAAUUUGUAUCUUUAGUAUAUGGCAGACAAACAAGUUCCAAACAUUCUCCCUCUUCCCCUUGCCCUUGGUAAUGCUGCAAUCAAUUGGUUGUAACUUUGGAUUGAGCAGACAUUCCCAUAUAUUUUUGAUAGCUGCAUGUGUUACUUAACUCCACUAUUUCUAUUCAUAUUAUCAAUAAUACAUAUAAUACUUUUUUUUUCUUCCAUAAAUAACUUUUUUUUAUUAAUCAGUAUUUUAGUUUAACCAUAAUAUUUGUUCUGUCUUUUCUGGAAGGUAAAUAUAUAUAUAAUAUAUAUAUGAGUGAAGCUUUUAGUGAGACGUUUAAUGCUUUAAUAUUUAAUAUUUUUAGCCCCCAAAACGCAUAUUAAUUAUUUUGUCUGGUUUAGCGUUCCAAAUUAAGUGAAAUAUUUUUUGCUCAUAUGAUUUUUUUUUUUACAUUUUACUAAUGGCAAUGCCAUGAGUAAGUAAACUGUGAUAGGACCAAAGAGUUAAUAAAUGUGAUUUUUCCAUAAAGAGACAAGUAUUUACCUCUCCAUGGUUGCAGAAUCCUAUCUAUUUUUGCAAACUUUCUUUUGAAAUUGGUUGUGAUAAGUUAAUUUAUAUUUUUGGAGAUAUGAAUACCAAGUAUGUCUACUUCACCUUCCUCCCAUUUUAUUGGUAAACUACAAGAUAGUGUAAACAAUGACUUUUAACGAUCCAAUGCGUUAUAUUGUACACUUGUCAUAAUUAGGUUUUAGUCCAGAGAGGCUAGAAAAGUGAUCUAGAUCUUCAAUGAGACUGUGCAGGGAUCCAGAUUGCAGACUUAAGAAAAAAACUUGAGUCAUUGGCAUACAUUGACACAUUUUUGUUUCUAACCCCUUGAUGUUUUUGUUGGAUCAAAUUUUAAUAGCUAGCAUUUCGAUGGCCAUAAUAAAUAUAUACGGAGACAAUGGACAGCCUUUUACUACUCUUAAAAGCUCAAUACUUUCUAACCAUUAUUUACUAUUUUACACCUGGGGUUGCUGUACAUAACUUUAACCCAUUGUAUAAGAGAUUCACCGAAAUUAAAGUAAUCCAGGCAUUUAUAUAUCAAUUAUAAUUGUACUUAUUCAAACUCCUUUUCGAAACCUGCAAUUAGGGAGACUAAGUGUGUACAUUCACUACAACAAAUAUCAAUGUUCAAGUAACUUCAAUCGUUAUAGAUCAGAAUACAUCAUGCAAUUUAGUUUCAAAAAGUUCAUAAAACAUUAAACAGUUAAGUAUUUACAACUUAAGAAGACCAUAUGGGUGGUGAUACCACUUUAUUACUUUAAGUAUUGAACACUGAAAUACUCUGAGUUGGGUUACUCAAAUGGUUCUAGGCAACUGGUUUCCACAUAAACUAAUUGUUAGCAGAACAAAUUACUUUUUACAGUGCAGAAUCUGAUGCCUUACUUUACAUUAAGUUACGCAUGCAUAUCCCAAGGGUGCAUCUUUAACCACUAACAAUAUUUUUUAUUUUUUGUACAUUUUAUACAAAUGAUUUUACUAUGUUCUGUGGUACAUUUUUUAUAAAAAAGUGAUACUAUAAAAGUUUCUCAUUUGUUUUCUGACCUUUAUCAGUCAUUGAUAUUAUUGAUAUAUAAAUUGAAUUAAAUGUUAGUGAUAGUAAAGCCACCAGUGGCCUGGGGUGGUUUAGCUGCUCUAACGGUCUAAACUGCUUCCUCUAGAAAACUAUAUACCACUGUGUCAGAGCAUGAAUUGAAAUCUGACCAAGUGUUCUUUCAGCACACUCUUCUUGCCUCUCCUGUCUCUCUGUUUCCAAACCAAUAAACAUAGAAACUCUGUUUUCA
Molecule: messenger RNA, 4811 nt
Organism: Salmo salar (Atlantic salmon)
Lineage: Eukaryota; Metazoa; Chordata; Actinopteri; Salmoniformes; Salmonidae
Gene: bco2a
Product: beta-carotene oxygenase 2a
Biological process (GO): carotene catabolic process; retinal metabolic process
Cellular component (GO): mitochondrion
Molecular function (GO): beta-carotene 15,15'-dioxygenase activity; carotenoid dioxygenase activity
Source: RefSeq, a predicted model, not a curated record